UUACAGUCAAAUAUCCAAACACUGUGGAGUUACACUGCAUUUAUUAUUUUCUCAAGUAUUUAACACACUGGGAACUGACUCUGCUGUAUAUAUCAUGUCCAAGAAGGAAUGAUAAUAGUGAACUUAAAUAAGAAGAACCUUGGCAAUGGCCUAUGAAGAGGAACAGCCUUCUGCAGGAGUCAGGUUUGUCUGCCUCGCUGUUCACCAGAGAAGCGGAGAAAGUUAUUGAAGGUAUCAUGCCACAUAAGUGGGAGAACGAUAGGAAAAAGAGCAGCACCACCAGCUCUCUGAAGAUGGAUCGAAAGAGCAAUGCUGGGAACAGGAAGUCAAGAAAGUUUCGCUCCAUUUCUAGAUCACUUAUAUUGUGCAAUGCCAAAAACAGUGAUGAUGGGUCAAGUCCUGAUGAGAAAUGCCCUGAUCCCUUUGACAUCUCUACUAGCUGGGGUCAAGAGGAUUUUGACUGCUGCCCUAGAACACAACUGCAAUGCACAACAGAGACAGAAGACAGCCCACCUGAUCCUCCACAUGUGAUCACCAGCGUAGUCCAGUCCAAGGCUGCAGCAAAUGAGAACUGCAACAACAUGAGAAGAAAGUUACUCAUCAAGGACAGCUGCAUCUGCAGAUUGUGUACAACCACAGGGAACAGCAGCUCAGCAAUCAAGCUCUCUAGGAAUCCAAACUGUGCACCUCUCUGGAAAGGGUUCACAGGCUGCAAGGUACCUGCUGGAAGCACAGCAAACAGGGAUGGUUGUCUGAGCCCAAGGGACGAACUAUUAACACUAAAUGGACAAUCACUUAAAGAUCUGUCUGGCAAAGAGGCUGAAACUCUCAUUCAGUCAUCAACACGGCUGGUGAACAUAGUGAUGGCUAGCAAAGAAACGUCAACCUGUAAGGAAAGACCUUUGGAAAUACAAAACGGUUGUUUUCUUCACAGUAAAGCCACAUGUCAACGGACUCGCAGUAACUCAACCAGCAUAAACCCAUACUGGACAGGGGAGACAGACUGCACAGCACCCCGGAAAGCCGUGCCCUUCAGAGAUCGGCAGCCCCACGCUCUCCAUACCAGUCGGAAAUCACUUUCCCAACAGCUGGACUGCUCUGGAGGGAGAACCCCAGCAAUUUCAAGGCCGUCUAGAUCACUAAGUACAGCACAGCUAGUGCACACAUCUUGUGGCUCACAGGCUUCAGUAAUCUCAAACAUCGUACUGAUGAAAGGACAAGGGAAGGGUCUGGGCUUCAGCAUUGUUGGAGGGAAAGACAGCAUUUAUGGGCCAAUAGGCAUCUAUGUCAAAACCAUCUUUCCUGGUGGAGCUGCUGCUGCUGAUGGAAGGCUACAAGAAGGUGAUGAAAUCCUAGAACUGAAUGGAGAAUCAAUGCAUGGAUUAACACAUUAUGAUGCUCUACAAAAAUUCAAGGCCAAAAAGGGUCUUCUGACGCUUACAGUCCGGACAAGCUUCAGCACACCACAUUCUGCUUCCAGCUACUUGUCACCCCACUUAUGUCAGUCACUGAGCUCUAGUAUAUGCAUAACCAAAGAAAACAGCUCUUUCAGUUCAGAAAGCACAACAUUCUCAUUAAAUGCUACAAAGCCCAAUGACAGGGUAAUAAUGGAAGUUAGCCUCAACAAAGAGCCAGGUGUUGGCCUUGGAAUUGGGUUAUGUAGCAUCCCCUACUUCCAGUGUAUUUCAGGGAUUUUUAUUCACACCCUUUCACCAGGUUCUGUGGCGCAUAUGGAUGGGAGACUCAGGUGUGGAGAUGAAAUUAUUGAAAUUAAUGAAGCAUCAGUACAAAAUAUGACCCUUAAUGAAGUUUAUGCCGUGCUGAGUCACUGUGAUCCUGGUGCAGUGCAAAUUAUUAUCAGCAGACACCCUGAACCACAGGUAUCUGAGCAACAGCUAAAAGAAGCUGUUGCACAAGCUGUGGAAAGCAACAGAUUUGGAAAGGAUAGACACCAAUGGAGUACUGAAGGUGUUAAAAAACUAGACACAAGCUGGCAUGGAAGACACCCAUGUGAAAAACAUAUUGAAAAGAACGCUGCUUAUUGCAACCGCAGGGCACAGAAGCUAAUGACCCGCUCCAGCAGUGACAGCAGCUACAACCCUCGGUCCUUGUGUAAUAAUGGAGCUGCACACCAACUGUGUGACUUGAAAGAAAGGGUACAUAGCAUUGAUGUACCAAUUACAAGACAGCCUGGCCUGCUGUACUCAUUGUCUGGAAAUAAUUUGGAGAGAAAUUCCCCUCCUACUUGUAGUGAAGGAGGUCGACCCUUGCAAAACGCUAAGAAACCAACAGAGAUUCUCGUUAGAAAACCUAAAUCAUCAAAGCCCAAACCUCCACCAAGGAAAUACUUUAAGCAAGACUGCACAGGAAAUGACCAGUAUAAUGCAGACAGAAAUGAAAAGCUUGUAUCCGAAGUGGCUGUAUCACCUUCUGCAAACCUUCAGGAAGUUAGAGAACCAAUGCUAGAGGGACAUCAAACAGACGUAACUCACAGUGUCUUCACCACUUCUCCUACAGCAUAUCAUGCUGAACACACAGCUGCUGUUCCGGCGGGCAGAGAUCAAGAAAGAAAAGCAAAUUUAGGAAGUCUACUUUCAUCAAUACAAAGGCCUGUACUUAAGAGGCAAGCACGUGUAGAUUAUACUCUUGAUACAACAACAGAAGACCCUUGGGUUAAGAUUUCUGACUGCAUAAAAAGCUUAUUUAAUCCUACAAUGAGUGAAGACAACAGCCACUUAGAUUUGCAACCUGGCAUCAACACAAAUGAAGAAAAUCAAAACCGAAGCAGCUCAGAGGCGGUUCUGCAGAAAUCAGAAUCAGAAAUAGUCAGUUCAAAAGUGCUAAAAUCAGAUGAAAAUGACAUUGUGAAAAAGGGUCCUCCUGUUGCACCUAAGCCAGCCUGGUUUCGCCAAAGUCUGAAAGGACUGAGGAAAGCAAAUUCAGACCUGAAAACACAGGCAGAUCAAAGUCCUCCUGGCCUUCAGAGUAUUUCCACCAAAGAACUGCAAUCCAGUUUAUCCUGUCUCUCUUCCAGGGGAUCAUCAAUAAAACAAAGAAUAAGCUCAUUUGAAUCUUUGAGUGCUCCGCAGUCACCUGAAAAAGUACACCGAAGGCUUAGCCUGAAAACAUCUGUCCAGAAAGAGCACUCUCCCAGCCCAAAAGGGUCAGAGGGGUCUCCAACCCAUUUAAACCAAGCCUUUCUCCAAUGCUCAGAAAAUAGCCAACAACAGUCAAAGUCAUCUGUGGUGAUGGGUACAAAAAGCCUAGACAGAACUUCCUCUCCCAAGGAGGUCCUUGCAGCUAGCUCAGAGGAAAACAACAAUGCCAACUCUGAAAAUUCCUCAGGCCUUUCAACUACAGAAGCCAUUGCAACUUCCCGUGCAUUAUCAGUAACAAAAGCACAUAACCUAAGAUCACGAAGCUUUCCACUUACCGCUACCCAGUCCUGUGAGAUGAUGAAGACAUACGAUGAAAAAUAUAGCAAAAUCUAUUCCAUCAGUAGCCAGGUGUCAUCUGCUUUAAUGAAAUCUUUGCUUUGCCUUCCUCAGUCCCCAGUCCCUUCGGGAAACAGUGCAUGGGAAGCUCUGGAAACCUUGUCUCAGUCCUCUGUGGAAGAGGAUGGGACUUCUCUCUUACCUGCAAGUGAGAAUCAUCACACGGAUACUGGAUUUUCUCUAAACCUUUCUGAGUUGAGAGAAUACACUGUGAGCUUAGCAGACAGCGAGAAAGAGGAAGAGAAACAGGAACACGGCUCACCUCAAGCAUCCGGUGUGUCAGGGCAGUCCGUCAUCUCUCUGCUUUCCCCUGAGGAGUUAGCAAAGCUUAUAGAGGAAGUAAAAUCAUUAGAUGAAGCAACCUUAAAGGAAUUUGAUGAUAUUCAUGUUACAAUUUUGCAUAAAGAGGAAGACACUGGGCUUGGAUUUAGCCUGGCAGGGGGCGUUGAUCUAGAAAACAAAGUGAUAACAGUUCAUAAAGUGUUUCCCAAUGGACUAGCGUCUCAGGAAGGAACCAUUCAGAAAGGAGAUGAAGUACUGUCCAUUAAUGGAAAGUCCCUUAAAGGUGCAACUCACAAUGAUGCCUCAGCAAUCAUGCGACAGGCUCGACAACCCAGACAAGCUGUUGUCGUCACUAGAAAAGCUAAAGAUGGAGAAAAAAACAGCAUUUCAAUUGAUUCUAGUACAUCUUCAGUAGCAAGUGAUGCCUCACAAGACUCUGCAACUGAAGAUACAAUCUGCACUGUAACUCUAGAAAAAACACCUGCUGGUUUGGGAUUCAGUCUGGAAGGAGGGAAGGGCUCUAUUCAUGGAGAUAAACCCAUUGUCAUCAACAGAAUAUUUAAAGGGACUGCGUUAGAACAAAGCAGCACCGUUCAGCCUGGUGAUGAGCUAUUACAAGUGCACACAACUGCCAUGCAAGGACUCACUCGUUUUGAAGCAUGGAAUAUAAUCAAGGCAUUACCUGACGGGCCUAUCACAGCUAUCAUCAAGAGAAGGAAUCCAAGCUCUGUUACCACCAAGGCAUCUGAAACUUUAAACACUAAAUAACUUGGACACAAAUCUAUACUUCAAACGCUGCUAUCAGUAUUCUGGGACUGAUCUCCAAACACUGUAUGGAAUCCUACAAACAGCACGUGCACCUACAGGAAGGCGGUCUUGUGCACCCUUUGGUUCUCUCUAACCUGUUUCUCUCAAGGGAGACAAACAACGCCAGGAUAGAAGUAUCCAUUCACUAGUUGAAAGCCAUAUGGCUACACUGGUUGUCAUCCUUGGCUGCUCACCUUCCCCAUAUUCUGGGAAUCUGCUGCAUCCUUCUAAGGUUACACGGGGGAGUCCUCCAAGAUCUUACAGGAUGAUCUUCACUGGGACAUCUGCAUCUCCAGUUUGGCAUAGCAGAAGACUGAAUGUUAAGUGCUCUUAAUUCCUUCUGAAUAGAAAACACUGAGCACUCAGAGAAAGGAUCCUCAAGUUAUUCCAAUGAAGAGAUUCACCUAUCACCUUCAUUGUUCAGAGUAAUAUAAAAAUAUAACAAAUAUACAAUAAAUAGCUAAUAAAAGGCUCCCACUGUCUGCAAAAGGUUUACUUGCAGGAAUAAUCAGUGGUGAUGUGAGCUCUGCUCUUUGAACUUUUUACUAAUUAAUCAUAAUCCUGCAAAGAUCUGCCCAGAUAUCAAACUUCAUGCCCAACUAAAAACUAUAGUAUAUUUACUUAAAUACGUACAAACCUCUGUAAUAUCAGGCCCCAAUCUCUCCUCAGUGAAUGUAUUACCCUUCUUUAAGCACAGAAAGCAGCAACCUAAAAUGGAAAUAUGGACCAACCACAGACCAAAACACCUAGUGGGGAGCGCAAACAGGACUGAAAGCUCUUCUCUGCCUUAUUGCAUUGAAUUCAGAAAGAUGCUGGAGGUCUGAGUGUCUCUUUAAGUUUCUCUGUGCAGGUGAAUGUGGAGCAAUUUUAGAGAAUCAUUCAGGAAAACAACAAGACAGCAAAAAAAUAUUUAUUUCAUCACACUUGUACAGAUUUUUACAUCUUUCUUUGCAAAAGAGACUAGAUUAAAAAUUGCUUCCUUUAAAAAUCUAUUCCACAGGGUGAAAAUUACAGUGGAAAACUUUGUAUGCAAAUCUAUACCCCAUACUAAAUAUAAAACAAAUACAGAACAGCAAAGCAUAAUAACCUUGUUAAAUAACCAAAUUACAGCAUUAAAAUCACAACCUACAUUUAAAUUUCUAAUACAGCAAUUUAUUUUCCUUUUGUAAUUAUAUGUAACCAUAAUAAUGUCUGACACUCCUGCAGUAACCAGAAGCAUAAAUAUUUUCAAAAGCUGCACACAUCACUACACACUAGAUCAGGAGCUGAUUUCCCAAGAUAGUGCUGUGAGGUAAACCAGUCUUAGACAGAAAGAAACGUCCUUAUAGGCUGUCAAGUCACUACUGAGCUACAGAAAAGAUUAUUUACCCCUUAAGACCUCUCACCACAAAAAACGGUAAAAUGUUUAAAAUACAUGAUCAUUACAAGUGCAGUUAAAAAAUAGCAUGUAAAGUGCUUAAUGCUCAUUAUUUAUUGCCCCUGUGUCAGUGCAGUUUGGUUCAUGACAUUACGGAAAUCACCGGUUUUGGUAGAGGGAAGGAAAGAGGAGUGUCUAUGUGUCAACCAACAGACCUAUGAAUUGAUUUGCACUGCUAGAUCUUGAUUUAGGAAAAGAAGCACCUAUGAUAUAUUUACCAUGAAGACUACCUGUUUGUUAUCUGUGGGAACAAAAAAGUAGAUCCUACAAAAAAAUCCAAUCAAUUCUGACUUUUAAAUCUUACUAGCCUGGUCUCACUGGAACAUCUUAGCAGCUCUAUGAGGGCUGGCAGCAGAAGAGCUACCUCUUCAUUUGGGGAAGGAACAUUGUUCUGCAGGAGUCUACAAGGAGCUUCAGAGACAAAACAGGGCUCACUUGCACCUGACUAAUACUGGUAAUGCUAAGUGGAUUUUAGUGAUGCUCCUCCUCUUAGGCAAUGAGAAAGAAGAGUUCUAGUAUACACAUCUUCUCCCUGCAACCAGCCAGCAGUGCUGCCUCUAGGAUUCUUCCAGCCUCUGUUAUGACAUUCCUCUAAUUACGAAAAUGAAGGAGAGCUUAUUAGAAAAGUAUGCGUUGCUUUGAAUAGACAGGCAGAAAAUGCUGUUUUAGAAAUGUACUUUGCUCAAUCCAUUCUUCCCAUUUCAUGUUUCCCAAGUAUCUUUGCUGGUUAAAAAAAAUGGCUAUAGGUCAGCUUCAUAUUUCCCAUGAUUUCUACCCUCAAGCUACCAGUUCUUUCCUACCCUCAGCUGGUGAUGCCAACAUUUAGUCUUGUCAUGCUUUUAAUGCCUUAACGGCUUUGGUCAGAUUGCUGUAAAAUCCAGCUAUGCUAGCUGGAAAGAAGGAAUCCACCACCGUCUGGGGAAGAUAGCCACCAAGAUCUGUCUGAAAGAAACUGAGGAGUUGAGUCUUGUCUGGUUCCCUGCAAAGACAAUGCAAAUGAUUUUAUAGCCAGAGGUUUGGAAACAUUUAGGACUUUACAAUUACUCUUACAUGCAUUAUCUGAUGACAGAUAUUUCUAAGUUCCUUACAUGCAUUAUCUGAUGACAGAUAUUUCUAAGUUCUUUUUUUAGGAAACAAGAAAACAACAGACAUUAUUUCUAUGAACGUGGCUAUCCCCGCAAAUCAAAUUACAGUUAAGCUAGGCCCUCAUUAGGUACACGAUUCUGUUUAUGAACAAUGACAAUGUAAUAAACAACUGGAUACUCAUUUCCCCCAAAUUAAGACCAUACUUGUAUGUUCUGCUGAAUCUCUGUUUAAGAGGUCAGCAAGAAUCCUACCACAAUGAUAGUUCCUGUAACACUGAAGACUUAUCUCUAGGAGAGACUAAUUCACCACACAGAAUAGAACAAAGAAGGCACUCAGUCAUAACGACUACAAGUCACAGGAAGAUGGGAAUGUGUUAUUGCUGAGGUGCUACAGAUCACGUGUAGCCAUAUAAACAAAACCACACUGCACAAUGGAUAAGAAGGACUUCAGAAUACAUAGUGGUCAAAUAGAUCUCUACUUACCCUGGAAGAGGUAUACAGAAACAGCCACAGGGAUAAUUAAACCCUCUCACAAAAUUUGGUUGAGGAGGACACUGUGGGUGUUCCACAUUGGUGGCUACAAGAAAAAGCAAUUAAGUAAGAGAUGUAAUUUUCACAGGAGAUGGGAAAGGGCCCUUUGUGCUCAAAGCACCAGCUGAGCAGCAAACUCGCUGUAAGAGAAUAUAUUUAAGAAUGGCUGCGUAACA
This is a messenger RNA of Cygnus atratus (black swan), 7792 nucleotides long. It is a transcript of the gene IL16, whose product is annotated as interleukin 16. Gene Ontology annotation, biological process: leukocyte chemotaxis; induction of positive chemotaxis. The transcript has 23 exons. Bases 153 to 4544 code for a protein of 1463 amino acids. Gene Ontology annotation, molecular function: cytokine activity; CD4 receptor binding. NCBI's taxonomy places the organism in Eukaryota, Metazoa, Chordata, Aves, Anseriformes, Anatidae. The record is from RefSeq and is a predicted model, not a curated record.